This is a messenger RNA of Fulvia fulva, 864 nucleotides long. Its product is annotated as Transcription initiation factor IIE subunit beta. Gene Ontology annotation, biological process: transcription initiation at RNA polymerase II promoter. Gene Ontology annotation, cellular component: transcription factor TFIIE complex. The record is from RefSeq and is a predicted model, not a curated record. NCBI's taxonomy places the organism in Eukaryota, Fungi, Ascomycota, Dothideomycetes, Mycosphaerellales, Mycosphaerellaceae. The transcript has 2 exons. Bases 1 to 864 code for a protein of 287 amino acids.
AUGUCUCUCAGUGCGCAACUCGCCAAGUUCCAGAAAGAGCGCGCCGACACAGUCACACGCAACAUCGGCCAUGCGCGACCAGCGUCUAGCACUCCCGCUCGAGUAUCCACACCUCAGCCAGCAACCACCGCCGACACCACAAAGCGCAGUCAUGACACCGCCUUUGCCGCGAACAGCAGCGGCAGUGGUAACGAGCUUUUCGCCCACGUCCAUCACGCCCGCAACCACCUCAAGUCUAAGAGUCCGGCGCUUCUUACGUUCGACGACAUCAUAUCCUACCUCUCUCUACCAGUCGACGCAGAGAAGAACAUACCGCGGAUUAAGGAAGCGUUGAAGGGCGACGAGCGUGUUGAAUUCGUGCCCAAGUCGAAAAGCGGCAACAGCAAGGACUGCUUCAAGUACAGACCUCUGCACCCAGUCACCAAUGCUGAAGAGCUGAAGGAGUAUCUGGCACGUCGCACCACCUUUACCGCGGCAGGAGUCACGGUCAAGGCGCUCAAGGAUGGCUGGCCAGACUGCGUUCAAGCGAUCGACCAGCUCGAGAAAGAGGGCUUCGUGCUGGCUACUCGCCACAAGAAGGACAACGCUCCUAUCCGGGUCUACGCCGACUCGCCUUCCUAUCACAUCCACAUCGACGACGAUUUCCGCGACUUCUGGACUAAGACCAAGCUUCCUGCUUCUGAGACCGAUCUUCGCAAUGAGCUGGAGAGAGCAGGCAUCACUCCCACUAGCCAGGUGAAGGAAAUCAGAAAGGCCAACACCCAGAAGAAGGAGCGGAAGCGCAUUAACAGAGUUGGCACCAAGGUGACUAAUAAACACAUGACUGGUAUUCUCAAGAAUUUCGACAAGCCCAGGCGCUCAUAG